AUGCUCCAGAGCCCGUUCUUCCCAGGUCUGCUCAGCAACAUCCUGGCAACAGCAACAGACUCCUCUGGCCCCCCAGCUUCUCCAGAUGUUCCCCAGCCCCCUCGGAAGACCCCGUUUAACAUUGAUGCCAUCCUCUCCAAGCCAGAGCCCCAGAAGAAAGGUGCAGCCUCUGCCAGAUGGUCCUCCAAGCUGCCUCUGGAGUGGCACAGCUGGAUUUACCCAGCCACCUACUCCAUUGGCCUCAUGCCCUACCCAGCCAUGUACCUGGAUAAGCCGGGCUAUGGGGUGCUGCAGCAGAGGGGCUGCCUCGUCUCUUAUCCCAGCUGUAAGCAAGACAGUCUGGAGUUGUCUGGUUGCGUAGGAGCUGUCUCGCUGGGGCCUUCUGUUCCUUGGAGAUCCAGGGGGCCCUGUAAGAUGAAGAGGGUCCGCACAGUCUUCAAACCAGAGCAGCUGGAGCGGCUGGAGCAGGAAUUCCUCAAACAGCAGUACAUGGUGGGCACGGAGCGGGUGGAUCUGGCAGCCACCCUGCACCUCACAGAGACCCAGGUGAAAGUCUGGUUCCAGAACCGGAGGAUCAAAUGGAGAAAGCAAAGCCUGGAGCAGAAGAAAGUGAAGCUGGCGCAGUUUGGAGGGACACAGCCUCUUCCUAUGGACUCGCUGGACCUCGAGAACAACGAGGACGACACGGUGGACGUGGAGGUCUAA
Mauremys mutica (yellowpond turtle) is the source of this 705-nucleotide messenger RNA. RefSeq names its product homeobox protein not2-like. Gene Ontology annotation, molecular function: DNA binding; DNA-binding transcription factor activity, RNA polymerase II-specific. The record is from RefSeq and is a predicted model, not a curated record. Lineage: Eukaryota; Metazoa; Chordata; Testudines; Geoemydidae. The transcript has 3 exons. The coding region runs from base 1 to 705 and encodes 234 amino acids. Gene Ontology annotation, biological process: central nervous system development; neuron differentiation; regulation of DNA-templated transcription.